Paraglomus brasilianum is the source of this 129-nucleotide messenger RNA. Lineage: Eukaryota; Fungi; Glomeromycota; Glomeromycetes; Paraglomerales; Paraglomeraceae. The record is from the annotation of a GenBank genome assembly.
AUGGAAGUUGAUUAUGUUGACCAACCCCAAUGGGCAGUAACUGUCCCGUUAGAAGACUUCUGGAAUAUAGUUAACUGGGAAAGUAUCAGAAGUCAACAACAAUCAACCAACACAAAUCUAGAAAAAUAG